Molecule: messenger RNA, 1661 nt
Organism: Dendroctonus ponderosae (mountain pine beetle)
Lineage: Eukaryota; Metazoa; Arthropoda; Insecta; Coleoptera; Curculionidae
Product: glycine-rich protein DOT1-like
Exons: 7
Coding region: 138-857 (239 amino acids)
Source: RefSeq, a predicted model, not a curated record
CCAUCCCCACAUCUUAAGUAAAAUUAUACGGGGUGUUGUCUCUUGUUUUGGCCAUUUAUAUAAAUCCGAGGUGGAUUUCUUUGGUCACCGCAUUCAGCGAGCAAAAACGCGAAGGUGCGCCCAGAGUCAUACGCACCAUGGCUUCAAUUAUUUUUGGCGCACUACUGCUUUGUACGGUUGUGGUUUAUUCCGGAGCUACUUUUGGUGGGAAAGAACAUGUGCAUAUUAAAAUCCACGUUCCCGAGCCAGCCUCCAGCCACAAAGUCGUUAAGCAAAUAGUGAUUCAUGAUCAUGGCGGAGGACAUGGCGGAGGAGGAGGAGGUGGUGGAGGAUAUGGAGGAGGUGGAGGAAUUGGCGGAGGACACGAUGAUCAUCACGGAGGAGGCGGUGGUGGUGGAUUUGGAGGAGGUUUUGGAGGAGGAUUUGAAGACCACCACGGCGGCGGAGGUGGAGGUGGUUACGGAGGAGGCGGCGGAUUCGGUGGAGGAUUUGAUGACCACCACGGUGGCGGCGGAUUUGGAGGUGGCGGUGGAUUUGGCGAUGGAGGAUUUGGUGGCGGUCACAGUGACCAUCAUGGAGGCGGCGGUGGUUACGGAGGAGGAGGAGGAGGCGGAGGUGGCCAUGGAGACAGUGUAACCUAUACAAUUGCGUUGAAAGAUCAUGGAGGUGGUGGAGGAGGAGGCGGAGGAUAUGGAGGUGGUCACGGCGGUGGUCAUGGAGGCGGCUAUGGUGGAGGUGGAGGAUAUGGUGGUGGUGGAGGACAUGGAGGAGGCCAUGGAGGUGGUCAUGGCGGUGGUGGCGAUAUCCAACUAAUUCAGUUACACGGUGGAGAUCCUCUACCUAGUGGAGGUAACUGAAUUUUGAGAAAUUUUCAAGCAAUAACUACUUACUUCUCCAUCGCAUGACAUUUGCAGUUUUUCUCGAUAAGAUUGCGGAUGCAAUAGCUUAAUGUUUCCCGCAAUGAAAACCUUUUAUUAUUUUUAGGUGGAGGAUAUGGAGGAGGUGGAGGAUAUGGAGGAGGUGGAGGAUUUGGAGUAGGCGGCGGCCAUGAUGAUCACCAUGGAGGAGGCGGCGGAGGCUUUGGAGGCGGAGGUGGAUUUGGUGGAGGUUUAGACGACCACCAUGGUGGCGGUGGAGGAGGAUAUGGAGGCGGCGGCGGAUUUGGCGGAGGUAAGUUCUUGAGCAAUUUUUGAUGCCAAUAAAAUUUACUUUACAUGAGCAAACUGAAUUGCGUUCAUACAGUUUCUUGUGUAUCCGUAGGAGGAGGUUUUGGAGGUGACGACCACCACGGCGGUGGUGGAGGCGGAUAUGGAGGCGGCGGUGGUUUCGGAGGCGGUGGAGGCUUCGGAGGUGACGAUCACCACGGAAGUGGCGGAGGAGGUUACGGCGGCGGCGGCGGAUUUGGCGGAGGUUUGAAUUGUUUCUAUUCUUAAAAAAUUACUCAACACUCUUGUUUGGCUUUGAGAAUUCCAUUUUCACAUUAAGUCCUAUUAGUAAACGGCAGUCCCAAACGCCGUAACAGCUCGGAAAAACAUUUACUUGAAUUGAAAAAGUAAAGAUGUUUCAAAGUUUUGCUAGCUAAAAUGUAUUUCAUAUUUAUCGGAUGACUGCUAAGUGAUAUGCUGAAUUAUGAUGAAUGAUUCAAGAUGCUGUACCGAAUG